AUGGAGGCAAUCAGUUUAGAAUCGAGUGAUAUAUCAUGCUUCUCCGACUUCACAAUCCUCACCACAACCUACAAAACCGUACACGGGCAGCAAAUCACAACGGAUAUUCUUUACCCUAAGACUUUAUCGCCACCAUCGGAGAAGGUACAGAACACCGUCAAUUGUCCCGUCCUUUUGCGAUAUCAUGGUGGUGGUCUCAUCUCCGGCUAUAGUCUUUUCCCACCUUUCUUUAACCCCUGGUAUCUGGAGCUCUCGAAGGAGUACUCCGCCAUCAUUGUCUCUCCAAAUUAUCGACUACUCCCAGAGGCCACAAUCUUUGAUAUAAUGGAAGAUGUCGAAGAUCAUUGGAACUGGAUGCACAAAUCCCUUCCACAGUUCCUAAACGAGCACACCCAAGGAAGCAUCCAGCCAGACCUGAACCGCAUCCUCACGGCAGGGGAUAGCGCCGGAGGUUACCUUAGCAUUCAAAUGGGACUGAGCCAUCCUGAACAGAUCCGGGCCGUCAAUGCAGUCUACCCUCUAGUCGAUGUCAAAUCCCCUCAUUUUACCGACCAGACGGAAAAGGCCGUGUUUUCGAUGCCUGCAACACCGCGAGACACCCUAGCGCGUCAUAUUAAGCAAAUCCAUGAACAAGAAGAAGCCACUAGUAAGAAGGUUGUCGUUUCGGCACCUACAGAUGCGAAGAGAACGCAAUUGAUGUUUUCGGUCUGUCAGCAUGGGCUUUUUGGGCAGUUCUUUCCGGGUGAUGCUAUUGAACUUUAUCCUCUUGAGAGACUUGAUGCAGGUGCUAGGUUCCCAAGAGGAGGAGUUCUGGUGCUUCACGGACGCAAUGACUCUGUUGUUCCUGUUGAGGGGAGCUAUAUACUGAGGGAUAAGAUUGAGGAGGUUGAUUGUAACUUGCGGUUCCAGCUUGUUGUUAGGGAUGGCGAGCAUGGCUUUGAUCAUCCGGCUAAAUUGCACGAUGCCUGGUUGUGGGAGGCUGCUCAGGGUGUUAUUCAUUCCUGGCUUGCGUAG
Messenger RNA from Aspergillus pseudonomiae, 1014 nucleotides. RefSeq names its product Alpha/Beta hydrolase protein. Gene Ontology annotation, molecular function: hydrolase activity. The transcript is spliced from 2 exons. The record is from RefSeq and is a predicted model, not a curated record. NCBI's taxonomy places the organism in Eukaryota, Fungi, Ascomycota, Eurotiomycetes, Eurotiales, Aspergillaceae. The coding region runs from base 1 to 1014 and encodes 337 amino acids.